AUGUGUCUCCACAUCAGGCACCACUUCAAGGAGUGUGGACACUCCGACAUCGUCGGCUUCUGGGGUUGCGGCACGAGCUCAGCAACGUCACGUAGAGAGUGGCCGCCAGUCUCCCAAUUCCCGGAAAUCGCGGGCCAUGCCAAGCAUACCAUCGAGCUCCACGACCCUGGUGUCUGGUUCUGUCGCGCGUGCUCGAAGCACGAAGAGAAGGUUGGACAGCCGCCGAUUGUGGCCCUUCAUGGUGCGGUGGACACCAUAGAGGAUCAUGAUGAGAUGGUGCGGGAGGAAAUCACGGCGAGGAUGUUCGGAGAACCGGUUCCGGAGCCCCUUUACGAUGUCUUCGUCUACAAUCCUGUCACAUUCGCGCGUCAGACUCGCCUCGCCGGCAUCGCCACAGCCGGCACUCACUACUCAAUUCGGGAUGCGAGACAAGUCUUCGAGAGCGCACGGAGCGCCUUCGUGAGGCCGCCGCCAGGCUUUGAACCGCCAGUAUGGAACGUUCUUGCCUUUCCAACGUGGGCCGACGAGUUCAGGAACGCUCCCCUUGCGCCUCCUAGCUCCCUACCGGCGUGUGAUCUACCAGCUGUCCCCGCCGACGACCAAGCCCCUGAGGUCGGACAUGUCUCUCAACCACCUGUGGCCGGUACCUCUCGUCAAGCCGCCAACGACCCAUCUCCGUCCCCUGAGCACUGGCUCGUGCCUCUUCGCGAUAGCAACGGCAGGCUAUUGCGCUCAGAUACGGCGCCGAUUCCUGGUCUCCCUCAUGAUCGGACGCAUUUCUACAUCCACGGCGACCCUCAUUUUGAUCUGCCGGCUGGAAGACAGUAUCUUCGUCUCCCCGAUGGGUACAGGGAUCCACAGCUUCAGGCUCAGCAAGAUCGCCAGGUGCAAGAAGCACGACAAGCUGAGCAGACUUCACAAGCUCUCGUGCCUUACCAGCCUCCCCGACCACGACGACAUCUGCCCAUCCUGGGGACACCGGCGGGGCCAGUGACGGGGAAUUACGCGCAGUACGUCCAUCAGCCGGAAUUUACAGGCUACCAGCACUACGUGCAUCCAGGAGAUGUUCGAGCAACCCAUGGAAUCGGGUAUCAGAUUCACCCGUACCAUCUCCGCCAGCAGGGGGGCGCUCUCCAACCGACUACCGCUGCACACCCUCACGCCCCACCCGUCCUUGUUGUGGUGAACGUCGGCGCUGCUGCCGGUCCUGGGUAUGGAGCUGGUGCUGGAUACAUAGCUCCUCAGCCGGCUGCCGAUGUCCAGAUUUAUCCAAGUGUCGGCAACAUACAGGCCCUUGGAUUUGGCCACGGAGGCGGUGAUCGGGGAAACAAUGCUCAGGAUCGUCGUGGGGACGGUAGCGCUGGAGCCGGUGGACAUGGGCGGGGACGCGGCGGUAGCUACCAAGUUGGUGGUGCUACCUUCUUCUAUUGA
Molecule: messenger RNA, 1431 nt
Organism: Coniosporium apollinis CBS 100218
Lineage: Eukaryota; Fungi; Ascomycota; Dothideomycetes
Exons: 1
Coding region: 1-1431 (476 amino acids)
Source: RefSeq, a predicted model, not a curated record